CCCCGGCUUAGGGGCGUUGCGGGGGUAGGAGUUGAGGGCCGAGCUGUCCCAAGGCAGACACACGGAGGCCCCAGGGCCGGUUUCCGGCGUCUCGGUCCCCCGGCUGUGGGGGUGAGGCACGGGCCUCGCGGGCACUGGACGGCUGGACCCCGAGGCGCGAGUGGCCGGCGCCCCCGUGCAAGGGGUGCCCCCGGGGGACCCCGCUCCAGGGGCCGGCCCUGCUGAGUGGGGGGCGGGGGCUCCCGUAACGACAGGGCCCGCAGGUCAGCGGGAACCCGGGGGCCGUGAUGGCCCGAGCCCUCCGCUCCUGGCCUCUCCUGGCUCCCACCUCGGGCGGCAGCCGCAGCGAGGGGAAAGGGGUGCACUUGCGGCGCAUGCGCCCUGCAGCAGGGCCCGGCCCCGGGGCGUUCCGUAGUUGGGGAGCCCGGGCGGGCCUGGGAUGCGGGGAGGGAGGGGCGGCCGUCCCGCGGGAGGGGGUGUGAGCAGGGCGGGGCCGGAACGUUUUUCUCCGGGGCCACGCCCGGGCGGGCACAGUUAACCGCCGCACGGAUCAUGGCCGCAGCCGCGCUGGGGCAGAUCUGGGCCCGAAAACUUCUUCCGGUCCCUUGGCUUCUGUGCGGUCCCAGAAGAUGUGCCUCCUCCAACUUCAAGGCCGCCGAUCUGCAGCUACAGAUGACGGCGGAGCCUCAGAAGAAGCCCAACCCCAGCGAGCCCCUGAUGUUCGGGAAGACGUUCACCGACCACAUGCUGGUGGUGGAGUGGACGGGGAAGAAGGGCUGGGGCCAGCCCCGGAUCCAGCCCUUCCAGAACCUCACGCUGCACCCGGCCUGCUCCGCCCUACACUACUCCCUGCAGCUCUUUGAGGGCAUGAAGGCGUUCAAGGGCAAGGACCAGCAGGUGCGCCUCUUCCGGCCCUGGCUCAACAUGGAACGGAUGCUGCGCUCGGCCGGGCGCCUCUGUCUGCCGAGCUUUGACAAGGCCGAGUUGCUGGAGUGCAUCCGCCGGCUCAUCCAAGUGGACAAGGACUGGGUCCCCGAGGGCAGCGGCACCAGCCUCUACGUGCGGCCAGUGCUCAUCGGAAACGAGCCCUCGCUGGGCGUCGGCGGCGCCACCCAGGCCCUCCUGUUCGUCAUCCUGUGCCCUGUGGGCUCCUACUUCCCCGGAGACGCCGUGAGCCCCGUCUCCCUCCUGGCCGACCCCACAUUCAUCCGGGCCUGGGUGGGGGGCGUCGGCGACUACAAGCUGGGGGGGAAUUACGGGCCCACCGUGUACGUGCAACGGGAGGCACAGAAGAGGGGCUGUGAGCAGGUCCUCUGGCUGUACGGCCCCGACCACCAGCUCACCGAGGUGGGCACCAUGAACAUCUUCAUCUACUGGACCCACGAGGACGGGGUGCUGGAGCUGGUGACGCCCCCGCUGGACGGCAUCAUCCUGCCCGGCGUAAUCCGGCAGAGCCUCCUGGACCUGGCUCAGAGCUGGGGGGAGUUCCGCGUGGCGGAGCGCGCCAUCACCAUGAAGGAGCUGCUGCGGGCGCUGGAGCAGGGGCGCGUGCGGGAGGUCUUCGGCUCGGGCACCGCCUGCCAGGUGUGCCCAGUGCACCAGAUCCUGUAUGAGGGCCAGGCCGUCCACAUUCCCACCAUGGAACACGGGCCCGAGCUCAUCCUGCGCUUCCAGAAGGAGCUGCAGGCGAUCCAGUACGGCGCGAGCACUCACGAGUGGAUGCUGCCGGUGUGACGCCGCGGGCUGCGCCAUCCAGGCCCCUUCCCCUCGCCUCCUCGGUGACUCACCUCAAGUGCAAUAUGGAAUAGAAGACCGGGGGCGCCGACGCCGGGCUCCGCGGCGCCCCCGUGUGGUCGCUACACUCCCAAAGCCAUAGGGGCCCGACCCCGGCGCCCGGGCCCCAGCCCCGCAUCUCGGCCUCGGGGACCCGGCUCUCCGUGCUCAGGCCGGGCCCGGUGCUGCCGUUUUUUUUUUUUUUUUUUUUCUCUCUGUGCUGCAAUUUUGAAAUAAA
Lepus europaeus (European hare) is the source of this 2011-nucleotide messenger RNA. RefSeq names its product branched chain amino acid transaminase 2 (gene BCAT2). Lineage: Eukaryota; Metazoa; Chordata; Mammalia; Lagomorpha; Leporidae. The transcript is spliced from 11 exons. Gene Ontology annotation, biological process: L-valine biosynthetic process; L-leucine biosynthetic process. Gene Ontology annotation, molecular function: branched-chain-amino-acid:2-oxoglutarate transaminase activity. The coding region runs from base 553 to 1734 and encodes 393 amino acids. The record is from RefSeq and is a predicted model, not a curated record. Gene Ontology annotation, cellular component: mitochondrion.